Molecule: messenger RNA, 3436 nt
Organism: Erpetoichthys calabaricus (reedfish)
Lineage: Eukaryota; Metazoa; Chordata; Cladistia; Polypteriformes; Polypteridae
Product: tetraspanin-1
Exons: 9
Coding region: 172-1305 (377 amino acids)
Cellular component (GO): membrane
Source: RefSeq, a predicted model, not a curated record
GGCCACACCUUUCCGAAUAUUUCAGUCACACGGGCCCUCCCCAGGCGCCACUGGCUUAAAGGAGCACCAGGGCGAGAGCGAGCAGUUAGCGACAAUCCCAGCUGACCGGCGGGUCUCACUUCUUCCAUUGUCGUCACAGCAGAGCGUAAAGCUCCCACCGCUCAGGUCAAAAUGAGCUGCUACAGCUUCCUAAAAGGCAUGAUGUUUUUAUUCAACUUUUUAAUUUUUCUUGGAGGUGCGGGCCUUCUGGCUGUUGGCAUCUGGGUCACCGCAGAUGGCAGCUCUUUCCUCAAGUUCGUUGGGCCGUACUCUACUCAAGUCAUGCAGUUUGUGAACGUUGGGUACUUCUGUAUUGCCGUUGGCGCCGUCCUGGUCAUUCUGGGCUUCUUGGGAUGCUGCGGUGCUCUGCGGGAGAGCAAAUGCCUCCUCCUCAUGUUCUUCUCCAUUGUGCUGAUCAUCUUCAUCGCCGAGGUGGCAGCUGCUGUGGUAGCCCUGGUCUACUCCUCCUUAGCGGAGACCAUACUGAAGGCAUGGGCCGUGCCGGAACUGAAGUCCAAAUAUGGCAAUGACAAUGAUGUCACCAAGAUCUGGAAUGCUACGAUGACCGAGCUGAAGUGCUGCGGAUUCAACAACUACACCGACUUUGAUAACUCGACCUACACAAAGAACAACAAUUGGAUGUACCCGCCGUUCUGCUGCAACCAGACGAUGACAACAGACUGCAGCUCCUCUGAAGCCGCGACGUUCAGAAAGCCAUUGACUGACUUGAUGGUGUGGCCUGGACCCCUUUUGAAUUUGGUGGUUUGGACCAGCAGCUUUGCCAUUCUGCGUUCCUCUAAUGGUCUGAAGUUCUUGCACCGGUGUGGACCUCAUGGCUCCAGUUAUGAGUCUGACUACUUGGUUCUGCACUUUGCUGGCUUUCUCCAAGCUGUGCCCCCAUGCCCUCACGCAAAAAAAACACCGGAACUGCUUUUGACCCUGCCAGUCUACAGCUUCAUUAAGAUUCCAGUGCCCACACCCCAGUUUAUGCCAGCCAAGUUCUUCUUGAUUGCUAAACACACCUUUGCUUUGGCUUUGACCUUCUCAGUUUAUGGCUUCCAGAAGUAUCUCUGCAGUCGUUGGUUUAAGGUCACCAGUGUCCCCUUUGUCCACCCACAGGGCUGCUUCAAUUCACUUCUAUACCGACUGAAGAAAGACUCCAACAUCGUGGGUGGAAUCGCUGCUGGCAUCUGUGCCCUGGAGCUGGCGUCACUGGUGGUCUCCAUGUACCUGUACUGCCGGAUCGACAAAGGAGAAAGGGCCUAGAAGAGGAGGGGGUCAGGGGGUCUGUCUGUACAUAGCGGGAUUGGAGUGAAACCUGAUUGAACUCGCCGUCGCUCACCGGCUGUGAUUUUUGCCCUUAGCAUUUAGUCGAAUUGAGAGGACUGAGGUCUGAUGGCUCUACCAUGUCUCCUGGGAGGCCGUGAAGAAGCAGUGGCUCAUGAAGUACUGUGGCUGGUACCGAUCACCACCACCCCCCCCACCCCACUCCCCCCAUGUGCCAGCAUGUCAAGGGUUAAUCAGACACACCACAGAUGAGGGACACUGAUGGUAUUGCAAUCCUUGGGGAACUCCUCAUGAGAAAUGGACAACUCUACAACUAGUGCCUUACAACUGUCCUACUUGAAGUCUCAAGGACAUUCCCGCUCCAGUCAGCAGGCCAUCGGUCACCACCUCAUGCCAUCUCCUUUGGAGUACAGUGCCAAUUUCUAGAAACCGGGUCUGCUCUGCUUGCGUCUUUCCAUAAUGACCUCAAAAUGCCCCUACUGCACCCCUCCAGCAUUGGUGUGUCCCCCGUCGUCCAACCACCAAUGGACACGUGCAGCCUUUGCCCAGCGACAUUUCUAAAACCUUCAAUGGUCACGUCAAGGUGCCCUUCCCGAUGACCGGGGAUCUGUCAGCCUCAAAGCAGACCUGGAGAUCCAAAACAAGCCCACCAAGGAAAGUCAAACUGAACGCUCCACCUUGUAAAAAGAUUGGACAGACGCAGGAAGAGGUUUGGGGGUAGCCCCCCGUAUAUUUGAAUUAGGCUCCCAGAAUUGAAAAGUUGGUUCCAUAGAGCAGGCGUCAACAGACUUCAGUCCAACAAUAGAACAGACGUAACGGGCAAAGAUGGCGGUUUUAAAGCCGGGCAGGGGAAGUGAUGUCACCGGGGCAGGAACUUGAAGUGACAUCAUCGGGCCAGGAACUGGAAGUGAUGUCAUUAGGUGCAAGAACCAAAAGUGAUGUUAUCAGGUCAGGAACUGGACGUGACAUCAUUGGGUGCAGGAACCGGACGUGACAUCAUCAGGUCAGGAACUGGACGUUACAUCAUUGGAUGCAGGGACCGGAAGUGAUGUCCUCAGGUCAGGAACCGGAAGUGACAUCAUUGGGUGCAGGAACCGGACGUGACAUCAUCAGGUCAGGAACUGGACGUUACGUCAUUGGGUGCAGGGACCGGAAGUGAUGUCAUCAGGUCAGGAACCGGAAGUGACAUUAUUGGGUGCAGGAACCGGACGUGACAUCAUCAGGUCAGGAACUGGACGUUACGUCAUUGGGUGCAGGGACUGGAAAUGAUUUCAUCAGGGCAGGAACCGGAAGUGAUGUCAUCGGGUCCAGGACACAAAAGUGAUGUCAUUGGGUCAGGAACUGGAAGUGAUGCCCUCCAGUCCAGACGAAAUUUCCCCUGGUUGGCCGACCAAUGAAAAAAAGGGGGGAUUAGUGCACCCUGCCACCCCCUGGUCUGGCAUGGAAUUAUCCCUUUGUGAGCCCUUUAGCUGCCCCCCACGUGCCCCCAUGUGGCAGCCUCUCCCUCACAGUUCUGUCCAUCAGAAGCAGGUGACCCGUCCAGCUCUAAUUCUCAUUCAUGCCCAUCAUUACCUCGAGGCUCACAUGCAGCUCUCUCUCUGACCAUCACAAUGUUGUCACCUGCCCAUCAAGUUAAGUAGAGCACUUCAUGGACUCGAGGGUCUCCAAUCCACAGACAGGGGGCUUCUUGUCCACCUCAGGGCUUUCACACCAGUGCUCAUGGACAUCAAGGUCCAAUUAGCUCCGCCACUCCAGUCCCUGCAGGUUCAGGGUUUACUUCAGCUGCUAGCCCCCAAAAGGCCGGACCUCUUAAACCUCGGGGGUGUGGGGGGGGGGGGGGGUUUGGGGGGAUGGCGCCCAAGGUCCUACCACUUCUCAGACGUCCUCCGAUUCCAAGGCUCCUCCUGUAAUUUUGAUAUCUUGAAAAUAAUACAAAACAAAAAUCAAAGCCAGUAGAAUGAAUCGAGAUGGCCUGCCAGCUUAGGGCGCGAGAGUGUGACGUGAGGGUCCCGCGUCGAACGCGCUCAAUGAUUCUGUUUCCGUCUCGUCAAUUUGAUUGCUGUCGUUUUAUGAAAAUGUGAAUAAUAAAGGAUGAUUAUUUUAUUGUUAA